AUGGACGGUGGCCGCGAUGUCCAAGGGCUAAGAGCUAGUAAGGUGAUUCUUCUUGGACUCGAAACCAUCGCCAGAAUUCACAAUAUCAAACCUCCGUUCUUGAGAGCAUGGGUUGUCACACACUGGGAUAAGGACCACUUUCAGGGGUUCCUUGAUCUCCUCAAUGCAAAAGAGCUAGAUCGUUUUGUAAUUAAGAAAAACUUCCUGUUGUAUUGUGCCACCAACGCAGCGGCUAUCAAACGGGCUUUCAAAAAAUCCGAAAUUACACCAAACGUCACAAGUGGUGUUGAGGCCUUAGGGUAUGACUUCUUUGGUCAAGACUCGAAAAAAGUCGACGCUGGGUUCUGGUGUGUUGGUGGCGAUGGGUACAGCUACAUCAAGGGCUUCAAGAUACCCCCAGAACCCCAGAACAUAGAGAAUAUAUACAACAACCUCGUUCGGGUAUCCAAGAAGGGUCUCCCACGCCAAACGAGCAGUCACUCAUGGCGGCGAUCAUAUGGCCCAAAGGAGGCGACAGUAAACCUCGACUCUCUUACUUCUCCGCAGGUGACGGGAACUUCUGCCUCGAGCGGGACAAUAUUUGCCCGCAAGUGUUCCAAAAGCAGCCAGUCAAAGCUUUCAAGUUGGAUCACCACGGCUCAUCUGGCGAGUUCUCGUGGUGAGAUUUUGGAAGGGAUGGAUCUGCCUCAGCGAUUGAUCGUGACACCUGGGCAUCAGUAUGGGCACCCUUGCUGGGACGUUUUAUUCCAGAUCAGGAAAAUGUACACACUCUAA
Molecule: messenger RNA, 774 nt
Organism: Fusarium odoratissimum NRRL 54006
Lineage: Eukaryota; Fungi; Ascomycota; Sordariomycetes; Hypocreales; Nectriaceae
Exons: 3
Coding region: 1-774 (257 amino acids)
Source: RefSeq, a predicted model, not a curated record